CGGGGCCACCUUUUGUUCGAGGAGGGGCGGGAAGCGGGCAGACGGCGCCCGUCGAGGACGGCGAGCAGGACGCAGCUGGCAGGGGCAGCAGACCCUUCCCUCCCGUCGUCCGGCGGCGGGGACCGGAGCGAGAUCAGCCGGGGGCCGCCAGCCCGGCCCGCCUCUCUCUCUCCGCUUGCACACGCCUCCCUCCCUGCCCCUCUUCGCUCCGCCGGGCAGGUACCAAGUGGCCGGACCAGCGUUGCCGCGGAUCCAGGAGAAAAUGCUGUCCAACAAGGUGGAGAAGCGGAUUGCCUCAUCCAUCUUCAUCACCCUCACUCCACCCAGGAGGGACCACAUGGUGGGAAGUGAAGCAAAGCCACAGAGGGCUCCACUUCCACCCAGCAGCAGCCUCUCCAAGGAGGCAUUGAAGUCUGCUGCUCCCUCCCUGAUCCAAACAUCUUCUGGUGCUGUUAAAGGGAGCAGAGGCUGCUACGGAGGGACAGCGGGCGUUUCCAAUGGAGGUUGUUCUGCCUUGCCAACUCCUCCCAUCCUGUCCUGUAAUGCAGUGGACCCUAGACUGGAUAGCAUCUUUCCUCCUCCACCAUCAUGUUCUAAACAUUUCUCAGUGGAGACACUUGGUCCUGAUCUCCAGACACAAACAUCAGUUUCCCCCACAUCCUUGCAGACUUCUUCAACCUUUGCAGCAGAACUGAGGCAACCUAAAAUUCUGACUUCAACCCUUGGUUGGGCUGAUGAGCAUCAGACAGAGAGGAAGGUGGAGAAUACCGUUGCAACAGAUAUCUGUGCUUUUUGUCACAAAAACAUCUCUCCUGGGACUCCCACGCUUGAGGCGAUGAACAAACAGUACCAUGCUGACUGUUUCACGUGCCGAAAAUGUCACAGUGCCCUCGUGGGGCAGCGCUACUACCAGAAAGACGGCCGGCCCCUGUGUGUCACCUGCUACCAGAACACCUUGGAGAAGUGUGGAAAGUGCCAGGCCUUAAUUGUGAACCAAAUUGUGCGGGCCAUGGGCCAUGGAUUCCACCCGGAGUGCUUCACCUGUGUUGUAUGCCACCGGGCCAUUGGUGACGAGGUCUUUGCUGUUGGUGACGAUGAUGCUGUGCAUUGCCUGGACGACUUCUACAGGAGGUAUGCUUCUGUGUGCAGUGCCUGUGAGAGGCCCAUUAUCCCAAGUGAUGGAAGGGACUCGUACAAGAUAGAGUGCAUGGGGCAAAACUUCCAUGAGGACUGCUACCGCUGUGAAAGAUGUUGGGUCUUGCUGUCCCCAGAACCCACAGAAGAGGGCUGCUACCCUCUGGGAAGCCACCUCCUCUGCAAGACCUGCCACAUCAAACACACUGAAGAAUCAUCUUGCUGAGCAAAUGAAGCACAAGCAUAUUUCCAGACGCUGCAGCACAGAGCACAGGAGGCAGGCAGUGGUGUGCUUCAGCAUUUGGACGUCCCAGUUUGUGCCUCACCUGUUAACUUUUAACUGAGCCUUUGGGGGGGGGAACCUUUCAGUGUUGGGGAUUAGUCCUGGGGUUGUGUGUAAUGCAAUGGUGACAACAAGGCUAGCUAAAAGUGUAGGGUGGAGUUACAGGAAUCUCCCCCUACCACAUUGUUCUUCCUUCCAGUGGCCUUGGCUGUAACAGCCUGUAGCAGUGCAAUGCCUCUCCUGGGAGAGAGACUGAGCCAGGAGGUGGUGUUUUUU
Lacerta agilis (Sand lizard) is the source of this 1693-nucleotide messenger RNA. RefSeq names its product filamin binding LIM protein 1 (gene FBLIM1). Gene Ontology annotation, molecular function: filamin binding. NCBI's taxonomy places the organism in Eukaryota, Metazoa, Chordata, Lepidosauria, Squamata, Lacertidae. The record is from RefSeq and is a predicted model, not a curated record. Gene Ontology annotation, cellular component: stress fiber; focal adhesion. The transcript is spliced from 8 exons. The coding region runs from base 263 to 1360 and encodes 365 amino acids. Gene Ontology annotation, biological process: cell-cell adhesion.